AUGUGCUUCAAGGUCAACUGCGCAGUGUGCCAGAAGGCGACGUGGCAAGGCUGCGGCCAGCACAUUGACAGCGCCCUCGCUGGCGUCGCGGACGCGGACCGUUGCCCCGGUUGGCGCACGGGCAAGCACGAAGAUGCCACGGCGGCCGCCGCGCCGCCGCAAAAGCAAUAG
Saprolegnia diclina VS20 is the source of this 171-nucleotide messenger RNA. RefSeq lists its product as hypothetical. NCBI's taxonomy places the organism in Eukaryota, Oomycota, Saprolegniomycetes, Saprolegniales, Saprolegniaceae. The transcript has 3 exons. The record is from RefSeq and is a predicted model, not a curated record. Bases 1 to 171 code for a protein of 56 amino acids.